CGAGUUAGUUUGCUUUGCUACAGCGUGCCAAACAGAACGGCGCCUCCGAACUGUAGAGACACUGUACGGACCGGACCGGGAGAUAGUUUUGUUAGUAGAGGGAGAGAUCAGUUCGGGAACUUUUGUUGUAGUAUGUAAUUUUGCGUGUCCCCGUCUCUUGGGCCAGUGUGUAGUGUGUAUCGAUUUAUUCAUUAAAUUAAUAUCUCCAUCGGUUCUCGCGAUACGAGAAUCAUCAGCGGGAAGAAAGACCAGGGCUGGAGAUUUUCUAUUUGUAUCGCCCGUCGCGACUUGUAAGAUUAGCUUAAUUCUCCUGCCGUGGCCACAAGUGUAGAGUGCGGGCCUAGAUCGAACGUUUGGUUUUUUUUCCUAUCUUACACCGACUCCAACCUGUUUUUCGUCUCGAGCCGUCGCGGUCGGUCCCCGGUGUGUUGUGUUUGAAGAAAUGUGAUUUCUUUAAUUCGGCAAACGACAGCUGAAGGAAUGUGGAUGCUGAUUGCCAAACCACCACUGGGCAACCCCAACGGCUGAUAGUGGGGCUGAAAUAGCUGUGCGUGAAGAAGAACUCGUCCCCGGUGUGAAUGAUCGUGCAUAUGAUUGCUAUAAUGAAGAGUGACGUUUAUUGACAACUGAAACAUAUUUCUAUAAUUUUGAUUGAUUUCUCGACGCUCUCUGGGUCCGGAUUUUUAAUGUUUCAUGUAUACGUUACGCGCGUUCAAGUACUGCGUGCGUUUUAGGUCGGCUGCUGUUUCUUCUUCUGUUUGAUAUCAACGCCACAACGAUCUGUAGUAGUAGUGGACCCCAGUGCAAAUAAUCUACAAAUCAAACAAUACGAGUUUGAAAUUGAGCCUGCUGAAUCGAGAGCUGCUACCGGGUUAUUUCCGAUCAGGCGUACGUUUGCGGCUGGAGAAGUGGCGAAGCAUCACCCAAAGUUGUUUUCUCGGCGAUCGAUGAUUGCUGUUAGUGCUGUUCAAUGAGGGCUAUCCAGGUUGAGUGAAACGGUGAAGAAGUUAAUCAGUGUGGUUUAAGUGAAGCACAGCAAAGAUGGCUACCAGUUCGAAAAUAUCGCUUAGCCUAGUGCUGUUCAGUGCGCUGUUCUGGUCCCUGCUGAUGGAUGUUGUCAAUGCGGAUGCUGCGUUAGUUGGUAUUAGAGAGCCUUGCGUGAACGAAGGUGAAGAGGUCAAAAUCGACAUGACAGCAUGCUACAAAUGCAUUUGCAAGAAUGGCUUUGUGGAGUGUGAACCGGAAAGCUGUCCAGCUGUGGACGAUUGCUAUUUGUACAACAAGAAGGCUCCCGGGAGGUGCUGUGAUAAGUGUGUAGGCUGCCUACACGAAGGUCGGAUGAUAGACAGCGGCACCGAGUGGACUGAUCCGGACGAUCCGUGUGAACAUUACAAAUGUGUGUCCGGUGUGAUAACGCGGUCACAAAUCAAAUGCUACACCCCUUGCUCGAAUCCUCUUCCGUUGAAAAAUGGCCAGUGCUGCCCGGUAUGUUUAGGAUGCCAGCUAAACGGUCAAAAAGUAACGAAUGAGGCUACUUUGAGUGAGGAUCCGUGCGUUAAGUGCACCUGUGACGGGCGCAAGCUGACAUGUUCGAAAAAGUCCUGCCCAGUGCUACAAUGUCCAGCCAGCAAGCAGAUACGGAUCCCAGGAGAAUGCUGUGCCCGCUGCAUGGAACGCCGAGAAGAGGUCAAAUUUGGCCUUCAAAAGCACUGCGUAAUCGGUAAAGUGGUCCACUUCCAUGGUGCGCUGUACAAAGCAGACCAGUGUGCGGCAUGUGAAUGUCGUAAUGGAACGACGUUUUGCGAGAAGAACACAUGUCCGGUGCUAGAAUGUGCCAUCGAAGAUCAGGUUCAAGGUCUCAAUGAUUGCUGUCCUUCGUGUCCGGUGCCAGCAGAGUUCAAGUCCACUUGUACCCACCGGGGUCAGGUUUAUGAGAACGGUGAAACCUGGAGCUUAAAUGCGUGUGCUUCCUGCGAAUGUCGAUCGGGUGAGGUCCGAUGUGCCAGAAUCCAAUGUCCUGCUCAGAAAUGCAAACCCAACGAGACGCUCAUCAAGCCCAAAGACGAAUGCUGUUCCAAGUGCGUCGAAAGUCCCGGAGUAUGCACGGUAUUUGGGGAUCCACACUACAAAACAUUCGACGGGUACUUUUACAGCUUUCAGGGUUCUUGCAAGUAUCAACUGACGGCAGACUGCAAGGGUCACACCUUUUCGAUCCGGGUGACCAAUGACGCGAGGUUGACAAAAUCUUCAUCUUGGACCAAAACGGUAACGUUAAAAUUGGGCAACUUGAAAGUAAAUCUUGGUCAGAAAAUGCGAGUCAAGAUCAAUGGCAGUAGAGUGGACCCUCCGUUCAAGCUGGAUGACGUGUUGGAUGUUUACAAAAGCGACGAUGGCACGGAAGUGAUUGUGAGCACCAGUAUCGGAAUCAAGCUGACUUGGGAUGGGAAUAAUUUUAUUCAGGUGGAGGUUCCUAUUAUUUAUAAAAAUAAACUUUGUGGACUGUGCGGGAACUAUAACAACGUGUUUCGGGAUGACAUGUUCUCCAGGACCGGCAUCAACAUGACCGAUAAUGUGUGGAAGUUUGCACAGUCGUGGGCGGUUGGGGGAGAGAAGGCAUGCACGCGUCCUAGGAAGAAAGAGAUGGCUGCAAAGAACUCUCAAUGCAAAUCGAAAAAAUUCUUCACGUUAUGUAAAAUUUUGAAAAUGGACGUUUUCGGUGAAUGCAACUCCCAGCUGAACCCGGAACAUUAUUUCGAAUCCUGCAAAAUUGACAUGUGCGAAUGUCCCCAUAAGCAGUGCUACUGUGACAGUUUAGCAGCCUAUGCACAUGAGUGCCAAAGACAGGGCAUUCAGUUACCGAACUGGAGGCGGGAUACUAAUUGUUACCCUAAUGCCACCAAUUCGUUCUUCAAAUCUCAUCAAACGCAUCUCUUGAUGCAGCAGCCGUCUGCUCCUCAGAAGAAACGUCACCAGCAACCAGCCCAACGAUUACAGCAGAAAAAUACAAUUGUCAGUCCCCUGACCAACCAUCAACAUCGGAAGAAGCAUCGACAGCCGUCUCACGGCCCUUCGCAGGAUCCCAGUAUUCGACGAGCACCACCGCCAUUGUAUUCUUAGACUAACAUUGACCACCACAGGACCGAAAGGGAGUGAGGCAAAGAAUGCUACCACGCGAGCGAGAGUAGGAAACAAGUGAGAUCGAGUGAGACAAGUGUGAGUUUGAGAUAUUUAGGUGAAUGUUUUUUUUAAAUCAGUUUUAACUUAAUUAUUCCCUGAUUGUAACUUAUUGCUUUCUACUAGUUAAGCUUAGGAAUGUUGGGAAAUAUUUAGCUAUAUUUUUUGACAAAUGGAUGCCAAAAUAAGAAAGAAUGCAGCAGGUUAGGAGAUGAUAGGACGAACGAAACUCAUUAGCGCAUAGAAGUCGUUCUAGAAUGUAUAAAAGUUUUUAGCCUGGUAGGGAGAAAUCUCAUCCUGUUUGUAAGGAUUAUUUUUGUUUUACUUUUUGUACAUUUGUUUUUAUACCUAGUGCGGUUUAUUUCACCUACUGUUUUUUUUUUUCUGUACAGAAGAUAUUAAUUAAGGUUUCAUCGAAUUUCAUCAGUAUUUAUUUUACUUUUCACCGAACAACUAGGUAAGGAAUUAUUUUUAAGGCCAUCAUUGACGAAGAAAGCGGAGACUUCCGGAAGCAUUUCUGUUGAUUUUAUGUAAGGUUUUGUUUAUCGAAUUUAUUCGCUCGGAAAGCUAGGUACCAUGCGUUUCCACAUCACCCGGUCGGUGUUCAUACGUAGGUAAUCAUCAGGUGAGCAAAUCUAGGAGCAUAACCAAUCCAUCUGUUCACACCUUGCUCGGUACCGAAACGCAAUCGAAUCUCAUCAUAAACACUGAUGACUCAGGGUGCCAUGUUUGUUUACUUCCCGCUAAUUGGCUCUAAAUGGCACGUGUUCGCAAAACGAAAUGCGAUUGGUGCAAAGUCCAAUUUCGCCAUCAUCCGUCGAGCUUUUCCUGCGAGCCGUCUGGAUCACCACGACAGAGUCGAAGCAAAUUGCUAUCGUCCGAUCAACAGGUGUUUUUUAUUACUUUUCAACAUUGUUUUUUUUUUUGUGCGUUAGUUUACUCCAAUUUUUCCACUGUUUAGUUCAAAAUGGUUGAUAAUGGGGCACCUGCUAGCUUUUGCUGGUUGCACAUGUGCAGCGAGGUCGGUGUUUCGUUAGUGAUACUACUAGACUUUCUAAGCAAACUUGUCUGCUUGGAAACAGAUGGUUUAUUUCUAGCUCCGUGAGACCAGAUGAUUGGAUUGUUUAGUCUGGACGGUGGGGUAGAUAUCGGUUUAUCGGACAAAGCAGGUGAUGACGUCUUGCUAGAUUUCAGCCUUAGCAACGGCCUUCACGAUGCCGAUUUUAACAUAUCCAACCUCAACCCCUACACAUUUUAAGUAUGAACUGAAUUCUUUGUGUAUAUAUGGGUGUAUGUAUUAUGUAAAAUCUAACUUCCCCUGUCUAGCAGUUUCAUUGUAGAUAAAAUUUCCCUGUAACCAUUUCUUAUGACUGCAAGAAGCUCGAAUCAUGGAACAAUAGAAAGUUUUACCCUUUUAAUCAAAGAUCCCGUAGGUUUAUAGAAGGGAUCAAUUUUUAUGGGUUAACGGAAACGUGGGUGAGAGUUUAGGAAAGAUUCACAGAAU
Ochlerotatus camptorhynchus is the source of this 4678-nucleotide messenger RNA. It is a transcript of the gene cv-2, whose product is annotated as crossveinless 2. Gene Ontology annotation, cellular component: extracellular region. The transcript is spliced from 9 exons. Gene Ontology annotation, molecular function: BMP binding. Gene Ontology annotation, biological process: positive regulation of BMP signaling pathway. The coding region runs from base 1042 to 3117 and encodes 691 amino acids. The record is from RefSeq and is a predicted model, not a curated record. NCBI's taxonomy places the organism in Eukaryota, Metazoa, Arthropoda, Insecta, Diptera, Culicidae.